UAUUUAAUUUAAUCCCUAGUCUUUCACCUAAAGAUUGGCCCUUACGGUCGAUUUUAAGCCGCCGCCGACAUAUUUAGUGUUAGUCGCCGUUGCAGUUAAUAUUUGUCUUCGCGGGGUUCUGUGCUGCAGUGAAAAGUUUUUGCUUGCGUGAAUAUUUUAAUAUAAAUUAUUUUAAUUCAUUAUUUUCGAUUGAAUAAAAAAAAAUAAUAUUUACAAAUUGAUUAUUAAAGUUAUUAGUUAAAGCAUUAAAUAUGGCAGAGACUGAAGAUGUCAGUGAACUGCUAUUCUUUGAUACAUUUUCUCAUGAAUCAGACGCGGAUAUAAAUUUGGAUCUGGUGCAGUUUCCUAAACCGGUGUUUAUCACACAAGUUCGCAUUAUACCAUUGGGCGCUCGCGUACAAGCAGACUUUCCCGGUGGUGUACGUUUGGGUGCAACCAAUCCCUCUAAGUUUGAUAUAGAGUUCUUUGUUAAUGAUUUGGGCAUGCCGGGUGCUUCAGCAUUUGAGAAUUUGGGCCAGUUGCAAUACAAUCAAAAUGAUUGCAUACACUUGGAGUGUACACAGGAUAAAAUACCCACUGACGGUUUGGUUUUGAGAGGCUGGUAUAGUACCAUUACCCUGGCUGUAUAUGGUAUAUUGACUAAUUCGUUAACGGAAAAUAUAGCCAGUCCACCACCGGCUCCCUGUGAACCCGAAGAAAUGGAUGAUUUGCCCAAUAUUAGCGGUGAGGGUGUAAGAAAUUCUAGUAUGGCCGAUGAAGAACUUAAAGAAGAUUGGAAGGAGCCGUUGCCGGGUGAGUUAAGUUCACACACCCAUGAUCAUGAAGAAAUGGACUAUGACGGUUUACGUGUUCGUGGAGCGGAUGGUCAUUAUAGACGUGAUUCGGGUGAUGAACGUGAAAGAAGAUUAAGAAAAUCUUCAAGAUCUUCUGAAAGAUCACCCUCUUCGCGUAAUCGUUGCCAUUCGGAAAGCAAUGAAUAUAUGAGAAAUAGGGAAAGAGAACGUGAACGUGAUAGAGAAAAACCCUUAAGAGACUGGUCCAGAAGUCCAGUAUAUGCUCGUCAUUCACGAAGAAAACGUUCAGAACGCUCUCGCUCAGAUGUUGACGAACAGCCUAAAUGGCCUAGGACACCACCAGCCUCUAUAGAUUCACCGGUUAGACCUCGUUCUCCCGACUACACUGACGAAGAGUCUAAUACUCAUUAUAAAUCUCUAAAAAGUAGAAGCUAUCGCAGAUCUUCCGAAUCUUUAGCUGCUUCGGGCAAUACCGCCGAUGUUCCAGAGUCCUGUAUCAUUGAAGAUGAUGACAAUCCUGGUACACCAGUCGAGCAAUAUGAACCCAUCCUUAGUGAUGAUGAAAUAAUCGGUGAUGAUCAAGACAAUGAUUCUAAUACCAAUGAAGAACCUUCAACAAAUGCCGAUGAAUUUGAACAGGAACUACAAACGUUGGCCCUUAAAGCUAAACCUGCAAUUAUAGAAUUUAAUCCUUAUACACAGCCGGUAGAGAAAUUCACCUCUAACUUACCACAACAAUAUCAAAAAGAUAUUGAUGUCUUUAAGACUCUACUUAAGAAAUUCGAAUUACAAACGAAAUGUGAAAAUGUUAUUUCCUUCAAGGAUAACGCCACUACCACAGAAGAAAAGGAAAGUUUUGUUUUCCUUAGUGAGCAAUUGAUUAAUCAUUUAUCCUAUCUUAAUCAAAACUAUAAUAGAAGACAACAGGUUUUGGCCUGUGUUUUGGAAAAUCAACAGCAUUUGCAACUUUUAUGCAAAAUUUCCAUUAUAGCUUUAGACUUCGAGGCUGCUUGCUGUCAACCUCAGCCAGCUUUUAAGAUCAGACACAUUAAGACGGGCGCUCGUUUAAUGGAACUUUUGGCACCCAGUGUAGAAAUUUUCAAUUAUCUUUUAAUUAACGAAAAUUUCGAUCCUUUUAAGGUGGUUUUAACUCUAUACCAUCAAAACUACAUGGCCUUAUCGAUUAAAUUAAUGCUACUCAAAACUAUAUACUCAUUAUUGGAUUGCAAACCCGCCCUACAACACUUUCUGUCACCCACCAUCAAUGGUUAUCAACUUAUUUUGGAUUUGUUGCAAAAUUCUAAAUUAACUCGCACCAAGUAUUUUCUACAAUCCAUUAUUAAAAAGUUACAUCUUAAUGAAUCCUUAGCAACUAUGCGUGAAACUUGCACACAACUUUUUGUUAUCACCAACUAUGAGGCAACCUCUUUGGAACCUUAUCAAACUUUAGAGGCAUGUUUGCAACAACUUUUGGAUGCUUUACAGGAGAAUUGUCUCUCAUAUCAACAACCUAAAAGAUUUCUGCCAGUUUCUAAAAAAUUUGAAAUAUCCAUUGAUGCAGCUGCUCAAAAAACUUGUGCCAAUGCUUUUAGAUCAUAUUUUAUACAACAUUCGUUGGCUGAAUCUUUACUGUUGAUUGUUAGCAAUGCCGGCCAGUUGCCUUCAUCGUUGUUGGUGACUUGUUUGGAUGUGUUACGUUCCCUGUUGCAGUGUAGUGUGGGUAUUGAUUAUUUAACAGAUGAUUGUUUUGAAGUGACACAGAUGUUGGUGGCAAUUUUACUGGGUAUUGAUGAGGUGCCAGCAGGUGUCGAGGAAGAAGAAAUUGUGGAAGAACAAACUCCGAAAACGGAUGAAAACACCACCAACGAAGAAGCACCUAAUGAAAAAUCACCACAAACAACUGCAAAGACAACCGAGAAACCAGAAGAAAAUAAAGCAAAAGAAACUGAAACAAAAGAACAAACCCCUUCGGCUGCAGCUCCAGAUGAAGACAUAGAAAUGACAGCACCAGAAGAUGAAAUUGUACUAAAAGAAGGCCUCGAUCAUAAUAAAGAAUUGGAAACAUUGGCCAUAGAAUUGGCAUAUAAAAUACAGACACGUUAUCAUCUAGAUGCUAUUGUUUUCUAUUCCUCUAUAAGUGAAACAUAUGAUUCUCUUAAAUUGGCCACACAUUUACAUGCUCUUUACUCACAAACUUGUAAUGCCAAUGGACGACAAUAUACGGUUGAAGUGUUGGGUCUUAAUAAACAAAUACAAGUCUUUAUGGAUUUGAUUAAACACGAACAACGUUUACAGGCUCAACGUCAGUUAACUUCGCCUGGUGCUAAGUAUAAAAGUCCUGUCUUAAGUUAUGCUGUUGAUAUGGUCGAUUGUUGUGUGCGUUAUUGUGAAAAUCUAGAUUAUUUAAUAGAAUUUGGUAAACGUAUUCUGGAAUUGGCUAAAAAUCAUGAAACAUUUGAACCUUCUGUAUCGGCUGUACUGCAAGAAAUGUUUGUCUAUCUUAAACCUUUAGAAACUAUCAACAUUUUUGCUUACGAUGAUAUAACACCACUAGUAGAAGUUAUUACACGUUCUUUGGAAUACAUUACCACAUUCCCUGGUGAUCUUAUAAUGGGUCUAAGAAUUUUACGUUAUUUGGCUAUAGGACCAACUUCCAAAAUUUACAAAUCAGCCGAUACAGAAGAACUAAAACAUCGUUAUGUGGCGCUGCAAUUCUAUGCUGCCGAUGGCAUGCAAACUUUAGUACAUAUAUUAGAAAAACUCUGUGCUUAUUUUGAACAACCUGGUUUACAUACUCCGGCUUUAAUGACCCUACAGGGUGUCCACUGCUGUCAAAUUAUUUUACCCACUUUACAAGUUAUGCGUGAAAUGCUUUCAUUUGCUAUCCAAUGUAGAGAUGUAGAAUUUAAAGAUUUGACGGCAAUUGAUCAUUUAAUGCGCACCUACUAUUUGAUGCAUUUCUUCCCGGUCACUAGUCCAGCAGCUGGCGAAGUGGCAAAGGCUAAAUAUGAAAUUAUACAAACUUUGCUGGCCUAUACACAGCCGAAUGAACAGGACGAGGAAUUGUUGCACAAAUCACUGUGGACUCAGAUGAUAAGAGAAAUAUUGAAAAAUAUCGAUGGUCCUUCGACGUUUAUACCAGGUCUUCUAGUCUUGGCUGAACUUUUACCACUUCCCCUGCCCCUACCUCUGCCCCUCAUGAAUCCUUCAAGCAAUGCAGAAUCAUUGAAAUCCCAAGCUCAACACUUAAUAAGAGAACGUAAAAUCUGGUCUGCUCAUCUACAUCCACAAGGGGCGCAAAUUGCACGUCUCAUUGAAGCCAUGGCUCCCUCAUCAUUCCCCCAAUUAAGUGAUUUGUUAACUCGUGUCUGUUUACAACUGGCAGAUUUGGCUCCCAACAUGACCCUACUCAUAUCAAAAACGUUAACUGAUUUAUUAACUAACGAAUGGUCUUCUGCGGGACAACAGCCAACAGCACAUUUGGCUCGUUUAUUGCAAUUUUUUGCCCGCCUCAAUUCGUAUCCUUCUCUAAAGAUAUCAACACUUUCCAUUUUAUCUGGGAAAUUAUGGGAUUUCCUUAAUGGUUUGUUGACCACAAAAACCAACACAGAAGUGGGCAUAAAGUGUCAGAUAUCAGUACAUCGUCUAUUGGAAAGUUUCUUGGAUUCGGAGAUUUCUUUUCUAGCUUCCUCGCAUGCAAGUGCUGUUAAUAACAAUAAUAAUCCUUUGCUUAACUUGGCCACUGCUUUGCCCAAUAAGGAAUUGAUACCCAAAAUUGUGGAGGCUAUUUUUAGCAAUCUUAUGGAGGUAGAAGUUACUUCAGAGGUAUCGGCUAUGGGAGUUAGAAAUUUAGUUAUAUUAACCGAACAUGAUAUUACUUUCUAUCAUUUGUCACUGAUAUUGAAACAAAAAUCCACGGAAUUCCAAGCAUGGAUGACAAAGAUAACCAAUCUUAAUGAGGCUGGUCCCUAUAAUUCCAAUAUUGAAUCGUUGGUUUUAUUAUUACGUUCUCUUACACAAAUUGAAGAUUUAACUCCCCAGUAUAGCUGUUUACCAGCGAGAACAUUGAAACUUUCCGCUAUGGAAUUGGCACAAAUAAUUGGUUUCAAAACGGAAGAGCCAAAAUCUAAUAUAAUCGAAUCGAUUUCUAUAAUAUUAGAACGUAAUAAGGAGGAUAUUAAUGAUACGUUAUUAACCGAUAUACAGCAAUUAAAGGACUUAAUGGCGAAUGUUAAUACUGGUUCUAAUACAGAGGAGGAGGUUAUGGUGACAGAGCCACAUUUACCACAAACUGAAAGUAUUGUUACACAAUAUGAUGCACGGCCCAUAUUCACUACUUAUGAUCCACAAACCGAUGAUGGACAAAUGGUGGCCCAACACUGGUUGAAUACUUUAAAUAUUGAGGCACUUACCACCGAAGACAUUGAAACGCAAUCCGAAAGAGUUUCCUGUGAUUUGACUGAAUUGGCUCAGACCUGUUUGACGCCCGAGUGCAACCUCUCUUCGGAUUGUAAAAGAGUAUUGCACUUGUCCGCCUCACCACAAUCCAAUCGUGAACGUACCCCUACUGCCCCCUGUUUCCGCACUAGACGUGUUGAAGUGGAACCUUCAACUGGUAGACCUGAAAAGAAAAUCUAUAUUACAUCUAUGAGAGGUAGAGGUUUUCCACGACCACCUCCCUCUAGAGGAGAUCUCUUUCGUUCUCGUCCACCCAAUACCUCCAGGCCACCUUCGCUUCAUGUCGAUGACUUUUUGGCCUUGGAGACUUGUGGUGCUCAACCUACAGGACCUACAGGUUACAAUAAAAUACCACCUUUAAUGCGUGGCUCACGAGUGGGUCGCAAUCGUGGCUCACGCAUUUCUGCUGUGGCCGCCUAUCGUAAAACGAAAAUAUUACGCACAAAUUCACCCUCCACCUGGAAUGAGGGUGGUUCGCCACACUAUCGCUCUAAUCCCGAUUCACACUUUUCUGGUGGACCCGGUGAUGGUCCUCACUAUUCAACUAAUCAUUUUACCGGACGUAUACGUGGUCGUGGCAUGCGUUCUCGCCCCUAUAUGCGUUAGAAUUGAAGAAAUUAUAAUUUAUAAGUCGUCUCCUAAUUUGUUUUGUCUCUACUCUAAGCUGACCUUGAUUAAUUUCCAUUAUUACAUGUUUUUUUGUAAGAUCAUUAUAACAAUAAUAACACAACUGAAAUUAAUAUUUAUAAUAUUUUAUUUCAAAAUUAUCAUUGUACAAUGUAGUUUAUUCUUAUCAAUUAAAACGUGUAUACAGUGCAUAUUACGAGUA
Molecule: messenger RNA, 6081 nt
Organism: Lucilia cuprina (Australian sheep blowfly)
Lineage: Eukaryota; Metazoa; Arthropoda; Insecta; Diptera; Calliphoridae
Gene: vir
Product: protein virilizer
Exons: 5
Coding region: 252-5858 (1868 amino acids)
Cellular component (GO): RNA N6-methyladenosine methyltransferase complex
Molecular function (GO): RNA binding
Source: RefSeq, a predicted model, not a curated record